Portunus trituberculatus (swimming crab) is the source of this 4350-nucleotide messenger RNA. RefSeq names its product trace amine-associated receptor 8c-like. Gene Ontology annotation, biological process: neuropeptide signaling pathway. Gene Ontology annotation, molecular function: corazonin receptor activity. The record is from RefSeq and is a predicted model, not a curated record. Lineage: Eukaryota; Metazoa; Arthropoda; Malacostraca; Decapoda; Portunidae. The transcript has 9 exons. Bases 2569 to 3975 code for a protein of 468 amino acids. Gene Ontology annotation, cellular component: membrane.
UGUGUGUGUGUGUGUGUGUGUGAGAGAGAGAGAGAGAGAGAGAGAGAGAGAGAGAGAGAGCUUACAUCUAUUUGGAUGAGGGUGAUGGCUAUUUGUCAUACUUGGAAGUGUUUAAUACUUAUGUUGAUCAUAUUAAGUUUAAUCAGUAGUGAAGUGUAGUUGGAUGCACAUCAUAUUCACAAAUGCUGCUGUUAGUGUACAUAAAAUUGUUCUUUUCUGUAUUUUUAUAUAGUGAGAAUCUUGCCCUCAUGUAUUUUAUGAGAAAAGAUGCUGAAAAUUAUCAAGUGUAUUGCUUGGAUAAUGGUGAAGUGUGAAGCUGUAUAAUUUAUGUGUUCCUCCUCCUAGUUGUCUCAAAAUUGUCUUUCCAAAGAGGAGUAUCAGGUGACUUCCAGAACCAAAAUUAAUGCUGGUUUCUUGGAUACAUGUUUUUGUAUUUUGUGGAGCUAUGGUUUAUGUAUGAGCUUUGAGGUGUUAAAUAUUGAAGAUUUUACUCUUGUCCCAUUAGCCAGACUUGAUAUGUAUAAGCAGACAGAUGAUGUGAAAAAGACACCAAGAGUGUGUGUCUUUGUGCCCCAUGCUGGAGGGCAGUGAGCCUUGAGGUGCCCCUGUGCAGCCUCACACUCCCAAGAGCACACCACACAGGCGUUAAUAAUGGAAGUGUUUGUUUUAGUUUUAUUUUGCUUUUCAGCACACCCAUUGCUUUAAGGUAUUACUGCUGGCAAUGCUGGCUUUGUAUUCUUCCACCAAGGCUUUCACUGUGUGCAAGAUAAUUCAUCCUCUUUCAUUUUCACAAUUAGGGUUCAACAAACUUAAAAAGUCAGUGCACUAUUCAAGUUGUAGGUCUUACAUUGUUACUUGACCUGUAGCUUUUAUUUAGAAACUUGAGGGGUAAUGUAUGAUAGUUAUUGGAAAUACUACUUAAAUUUUAGUGAUGACAGACAAUAUGCUGAAGGACAAAAUUGGGCCUAACAAAGAUAUAAUGUGUGAUUUCAAAUACUGGUCACAUAUCAAACACAGUUUCUUGUAGUAUUGUAAUCCAUUCAAAAAUGGUCCCUGCUUCACUGUUUUCAGUGCCCAGAUAACUGACCAUGACUGACAGGAGUGAGAUGUGUUAUUCAGUACUAAAUGCCACCAAAUGAUCCCAUAGUUGUGGCACAUUGAUAAUCAUAAUCCAGAGGCAAGAUUACAUCGCAUUAUAACUUGGAAAUAAGACAUUAAUAUUUUUCACCAAUGGGUCAUCCGCUAUAAUUGUUUGAAAUUAUCGCAUGUGACGAAGUAAGCAGACCUUACAGUAGAUUUGUAUUGUGUAGCACCUUUCAUGACAAAUUUAUUGCAUCUUCCUUCAGUAAUAAGGUGAGCUGAGCGUCCUACACAUUCAUUCAUGACAAACACAUUUGUCAUAUUGGGAAUUAUCUGGAAACAUUUUAUUCUCCAUUUCCUCACACCACGUGCGGUCUGCUGUCCUUUACAACAUUCCACGGAGACCAGGGCCCACCAUUAGGUUGUUACACCAUUAGUUCAGCUGGCCUGUGAUGUGUGCGUCAACUCUUCAGUACUGUACUUCAUUUGCAGACCCGACCCCAUUUUCGCAUUAUCCGUAUUUGUUAUUCUUUUGUAUGUCUUUAUCUAAUUUGUUAUUUUUUAUCCAGAUAAUAAUAUAAGAAAGAGGAGAUUUAUACUCACUAACAAUAGUUUGUAGUGUUUGUAAAUAAAAUGUAUAUAGAUAAUGAGGUGUUUGUUAUCGGCCGCCACAAUAAACAUAUGGCAUCAUCUUAGCACCUAUUCAUAAAGUAAGCGUUUUCUUCUAUACCAUGUACUAACGGGAGAUGGUUUAGGAUGAGUGCCGCGGUGCCUUGCCAUGGGAUGAAGAUGACAUUAAGGUUCGUUUCCCCAAAAAAAAGUGUUUCGUGCAAGGCUGAAAAAUCAAUAAACGGAUCGGUAAGCAGAGCAGCGAGUUAAGAGCACGAGUAAUGGGUCCAGUGGCCAGAAGGUGGGGAAUUACUAAGCCGAGGACUCCUGUGUGUUCCAGCGGUGAGUGGCAGUGAUGAGCAAGGUGGAGGAGGCAGGUGGUGGGUGUGGGCGGGGCCACCAACACGCAUGCGUUCCGCAUCCCCCUGCCAUCUCCCUGCCAUCCCCGUCCCUCGUCACCAGCCUCCGUCCUUAGCCAGCAGUAGUUACGGUGCGCCUCUCGGUGGCGGUAGGAGGUGUAUUGCACGGGCCUUGCACUUCCCCAUGGAGGUGUCUCUGGGCAAGGAGGUCAGCGGCGGGCCCGUCAAUUCCCAGUGGUCGAGGGCGGCGCGCCAGGCCCUUUGAUUAUACUACGCAUCUCAACACGACACAAGUGAAUAUUCCCGCCUGGAGGAUGAGGAGCUCGGGGCGAGAGAGCAGCAAGGACCUGGAGACUCACCCUCGCCUCUCCAGUCUGGAAAGAGGACAAACAUGCUGGAAAGAAGGAAACGAAGCGCCAGUACGUGCGUUGGGGCGUCGCGGUGAACUGUGAGACAAAGGAGCAGAGUGUCAACAUCAUCACGUACUUGGAAAGGCGAGGCGAGGCUGAGAUUUAGUAACAUGGUGGCGAAGGAGACAGUGCCGGAUGUUACCAACUUUUCGUGCUGGAGUUCAGUGUUCCAGCACCCGGCCACGCCCUCCGCAGCUGACGUGGUGAAGGCAGUGUGCUCAUCCCUCCUCGGCCUCCUGGUGAUCGUCGUGAACAGCAUCUUCAUCUUCGCAGUGAAUGGGAAGAGACACGCCAGACACUUAUCCUUCCAGCCUCGGUAUCUCCUGACUUCCCUGGGGGUGUGUGACCUCGCUAAGGGUCUGGUGGUGGUGCCCUUGAGCGUGUACCCGAGCCUAUACCACUGCUGGCCCUACCCGCCCCUGUUGUGCGCCGGGCAAGCCCUGCUGUUGCCGCUGCUUCAUCACCAAGCUGCUGUUACUCUCUCUUUGUUGGCGCUGGAUAGAUAUUGGUGUCUGCUGCAUCCGGCCAAGUACAGCAGCCAUGCCUCCAGACCCAUGUGCGUGGUGGUGGUGUUGGUGUCGUGGGUGGCGUGUGCUGGCCUGCAUGCCGCGGUGUACUUGCCCACGCCUCACUUCUACUUCAACCACAUCUCCAGCCACACGUGUGAGCCCUACCACACACUGAACGCCAAGGUGAUCAUGCUGGCCUGCACUGUCUACUUCCCCACGACCAUGGUGACCAUGUACUGCUUCGGGACAGUAUUUCAUAUGGCCCGCUCCUCCUCCCUGCAGCGUCUGGUCUCCGCCACUGUCACCACGCCUGAGAUCCUUGGUGGAGCUGUUAUGGAGAAAGUGAUGCUGGCUGAGCGGCGGGAGAGCAUGAGGAGCUGUCGUGUGAUGGCUGUGGUGUCUCUCUCCUUCAUCAUCACCAUCACACCCUGGACACUGCGGCAAAUCAUCGCAGCCUGCACCAACUCCAGGAUCCCUGGGGGCCUGGAGUAUGGGGUGUGGGUGGUGAGCGUGGCAGGGGGCGUGGUCGUCAUCUUCAUCUUCUGGCUGCUGUCCGCGCCGCUCCGCCAGGCCACGGAGGAGACGCUGCACAACAGGGUGUGUUGUGGGAACGUUUACUACAGCGACCAGGACGACAUCAGCCUGGCGCAGGUCCCCAUGCAGCCCAGCGGUCCCUGCAAGGCCACCACCCACAACUAUAACGGAGGCCACGCCGGCACCUGUCCCGCCGCCCGUGCCGCCCACAGCUGUAACGUGACCCCCCGCCACCUGGCCAACGGGCGCCCCCCCGCCCCGCCCAUGGAUCCCGCCGCCAUGGACUUGGAGGCCGUGGGGGAAAAGUACUGGGGGGAGAUCCUGGAGAGAACCGUGUCCUCCUCGUCACUUCACAACCUGCAGAGGAUUUAUCGUAACGGGUCCGGGCCUCUGACGGACCUCCGCAACUUCAGCAGCUCGACAGCGCUUCCAGACCUGCGGCCCGGCCCGGUGCCCGCCGCCUGGCGCCUCUGAGACGGGUGCGAGGCGCCGCCCUGUGACGCCCGCCUCCAAUACAACGCCCACGUCAAUGCAGAAUCGCAAUAUUUCUAGGCAUGGAAAUCAGACACCUUGUGAAACGUGUCGCUGAGAUGCGAUAGAAAUGAAAUCAGUAUUAUGGCACUCACGGCCUGGACAGAUGAAAUAUGCUAUUCUCGAUGCAAAUAUUUUUAUACCAUAAUAUGAGAUGAAUACCUAGAGAUUUGUAUGUCGCGCACAAAAGCGUAGAGUAUCACACAGCAGCCCGCGUCACCCAUGGCCGGGCCGCGCGUCUGGGGGCGGGGGCGGGACCCCCGACCAGAUAGAUAGCAAGCCACUCAUGCCAAUGGUAAUAAUAAUGCAAAUAUAUAU